Diprion similis is the source of this 2173-nucleotide messenger RNA. RefSeq lists its product as uncharacterized. Bases 451 to 813 code for a protein of 120 amino acids. The record is from RefSeq and is a predicted model, not a curated record. Lineage: Eukaryota; Metazoa; Arthropoda; Insecta; Hymenoptera; Diprionidae. The transcript is spliced from 5 exons.
UGAUUCGCAGUUCGGCGAGCCGGGCUCUGAGAGUGUCGAUCAUUACGUCCAGCUUUCAUCGUUUGAAGUUACGUGUAUUGCUGUUCAUCGGUACCGAAUAUCGCCUGGAAAACAGACAAAAAUGUUAACAACAAAGUGUCACACCAUGAAAACGACGUCCCUGCAUGAUUAGUUGUGGAUCUAUGAUUCGACUAUCCGGUAAACUGUGACAGAUGAUUAAAGUCUUCUAUUGAAUCUCUUGACUUGUAAUUAGUUUCAUACUCUCAGAACGGCAUUGUCAAUACCAUUCUUUACAGACGUUUCAAAUCAACUUUGAAAAUAACACGAGGAUAUUCAUGAGUCAGUGUAUCUGCAUAACGGAGCCUUUCAAAACGAGAUAUCAAUCGAUGGACAGUAUCUCAUGAAGGAUUGCAGCUUUGGUUAGAGAGAACUACAAAGUUGGAAGUUAUAAUGAGUGAGAAAAUGACGUUGACGUUUCAUUCUCCGAUAAUGGAAGAGGUCGAGCGAGGCUUGUUAUCCGAGGGUCUGGAGCAACGCAAAGAGGCAUUCAAGGACGAUGAAGAAUUGAUGAAGGAAACGACAAGGUUCGUCGCUGACGUCAUUGAAUCCGCAGCCACCGAGGCCUCUAAACGGAAGUGUCAAAAAGCGGAGUUUCAAGCUGAUGAAGGAAGUAGUUUGAGAGGGGGAGAUCGUAUCCGGGGUUGGAACUCAAGGGCUCGGGGCUUCUGCAACCGAAUUCUGAAUGCAGUUUGUCCCUGCAUCACGACCAAUGAAUUUAUCAGCUGGGCCUCAUAUCGCUUCACGAGACCUUAGCCAGCUCCCACAGGCUUCAAGAAUGAAUUCUCCUUCACUCAAUCGACAUACCGUUCGUCGAUGUAACCGAUAAAGUAAAUUUGUCAAUUUUACAGCUGACUUCAUAAAAGAUCAAACGAUCGAGAGACGAUGCAGCACAAUCGAUUUAUGUUCUUAUGUCUAUAAUACCACAUUACGUAUGUAUGUGUACUAACUAACUAUGGUACGAUUCCAUACGAUAAUCGUACCAUUUUUUUACCAUCAAACAAUCGUGCUCAGUUUUGUGGAGACUACUUAUUUGCUCUGAAUACACUUGCUGAGAAUUAUACAUCAGAAUUCUCGUUAGUUAUUUUAUACUCCCAUACGGUAUGUGGUACGCUCUUUAUAAUUAUACACUUUCCAAAACCGAUCUUCAGCAGUCUCGAAUUAUGAUCCCGGUCGUAGGGCUGUAAGGAAAUCGAUCGACCUCGCUUUAUUGAGGACACUCGAGUGAAUAAUGAUCGUCGGUUAUAUAUCGAGCGGAAUUAUAACACGGGGUGACUAUACUGUAUUCAGUGUACUGUAUAAUUAGGUUGAACAAUCUGAUUGCAAAUAACACCCAUGCUAAAAGAGGGAAGUAAAACGCAAACAAAACUGUGCAGUGAGUGCACAUAAUAAAUGUCGAGAGAAAAAAGUGUGUAGAAAAUUAUAUAUAUAUAAAUAUAUAUAAGAAACUGUUAAUAUUGAUAGAAAAAAUUAAUUAUAAAUAUGUCUAUAUAUAUAUUUACACCCAUCGUCUGACAAUCAGCGAAGCUUUCGGCCACAUUAUCGACCAAUACGUUCGUGUAACAAUAAAUGUACAAAAACCACGUAUGUGGAUGUCGUGCAUAUCUUCUUGAUCUUAUAAUGUCAUAGGUAUAACUAAUGGAAAAAAUUUCUCGUACCCAUUUGAGCCCUGCACAGCAUUAAUCGUUCGACAUGAAAAUAAUCUCUGAGCUUUUACGCAGACACUUUAACGUUGUACGUGUAUAACAUUUAAAAUGGAUGACUGUUACGAUGGUGAUAAUCGUUCGUAUUUGUAAAGUGGUCAAGCUAUGUUAUGUAAUCUCUGAAAAUUAAGAAAAAAAUGCGAUCGAUUUUGUCCGUAUGAAAUUCAGGUCACAUGCAGUGCUGAAUAACCGUCGUGAUACGUACUUCUGUAUAGCUGCACGUAAAUUUUAUUGCAGUAUUGUGGACCAAGCUUGAAUCGAUAAUGCAGUAUGACUAUUCACUUCCGAAGCUAUAACUAUUACGUUCAAGGCUCACCGCAGUGAUUGUACAAACACAAAGGUUCAGUGAAAUUUGCAAUUGUAAUUUUCUGUUCUGAUUAACUAAGAUUUUAAGCAGAGAAACCGAAACAAAA